AUGAAAGUGUUUGUUAGUGCUUUGGUGUUGAUCGGAUGCGUGCUGGCAUACGGAUCGGCUCUCUCGACACAGGGUGCUAAGGAUUGUGGUAGUACGGACGGAGGGCUAUCCUGCCACGGUGCUAAGAUUGUGCGUAACCUGGUACGGCGAUUGGCACGCUCCGGCAAAGCGGACGAUGCGCUGAAACUGUUCCCGGGAGUGGAAAUUGUCGCCAACGACGAUGCCGAGGAACGGGAACGAUCGUUGAAUGAAGUGGCUGACGAUGAUCGUAGCAUGUUCGGGCGCUUUGCUCGGUAUCUGCAGAGCCACGAGCUGAAAAUCAACUUCGGCCAGCUGGUGCAGCGCAGCGACAUCAAGGAAGCGAUCCGGACGGCAUUUGGUGCGAUGGAUCAGGAGGUGAUCGCGGACGUUGCGGAGGCCCGCAAGAAGGAUAAGGGUGGCCUGGGUGCGAUCAUGAUGAUGGGACUGAUGAUGGGCAAGCUGCUGGCAGCACUCGGAUUCGGCGGGGUUGGACUGCUCGCACUGAAGGCUCUCGGUGUUUCGAUGGUUGCACUGCUCCUGUCGGCCAUCCUGGGGCUGAAGAAACUUACCGAACACGGUGACCACAAGGGACGGCACAAUGACGAACAUUUUGAGGUACACUCGGAGAACGAGCAUGGACAUGAGGGAGGGGCACGAAAGCGUCGCUCGGUUGAGACGGAAACCAUCGCUAAUCACUUGGCUUACAACGGUUGGGCACAGCUGGUGCAGUGA
Molecule: messenger RNA, 753 nt
Organism: Anopheles marshallii
Lineage: Eukaryota; Metazoa; Arthropoda; Insecta; Diptera; Culicidae
Exons: 1
Coding region: 1-753 (250 amino acids)
Source: RefSeq, a predicted model, not a curated record